AUGACGGUAACUCUCGCUAGGCUCACUAAACUAGGAAAGUCCGUUCUAAUCCAGAAACUUGACUCAACAGAAGCUAUUCAGCUUCUCUUAAAUAACAGCGGUCUAUCGGAAGAUAGCACUUAUAAGAAUCCUAAGGGCAGCCUAGAUACCCUUGCCCUCGCUAACCGCCUUAGUGGACUACCAUUAGCGAUUAUCAUCGCUACGGCAUUCAUGCGCCAGACCGGCACUACCAUCGCUCAGCGUCAGUAUCAGCAAGGAAACAUGCUAGAGACAUGGAUGAUAUCAUACCGUGAGAUCCAGAGUCGAUCCCCGAACGCAGCAGAGCUUCUCCUACUACUUACCUAUUUCGAUAAUCGGGACAUCUACCCUAAUGUUCCAGGCUGGCUUCAAGGAAUUAUAUUAAGCGGACUUACGUUUAAACUUUACGUAAAACACCUUAUAGAUUUCUCUCUUCUUAAGAUCAAGCAACAGGAAGGGAGCUAUGCAAUGCAUCCUAUGGUACAGGACUGGUGCUUUCACAUUGCCAGUACAAAGAAAAACGUGACUCCCAGCCAGCUUUGUGAACUAGCCCUGAUAUCAGUCGGAUAG
Messenger RNA from Penicillium longicatenatum, 588 nucleotides. RefSeq lists its product as uncharacterized. The record is from RefSeq and is a predicted model, not a curated record. The transcript has 5 exons. Lineage: Eukaryota; Fungi; Ascomycota; Eurotiomycetes; Eurotiales; Aspergillaceae. The coding region runs from base 1 to 588 and encodes 195 amino acids.